This is a messenger RNA of Acanthoscelides obtectus, 88 nucleotides long. NCBI's taxonomy places the organism in Eukaryota, Metazoa, Arthropoda, Insecta, Coleoptera, Chrysomelidae. The record is from the annotation of a GenBank genome assembly.
CAUAAAACAAAGCUUUCAGAUGCUUAUUUUAAAUAAUAAUUCAAUUCGGUUGCCAUUUCAUCAGUCCCACAUAUUAAUUCUUUCCUGA